CGCAGGCGCGGGGAGCGCUGGGAGCGCGCCGUGCCUGCGCAGUUGCAGGGGUGGGCGCCGCCGGGACGCGACCCUGGAGGGCCGGCCCUGUGGAGUCAUCGUUGUUAUUUGCCUCAUUUGACUGUUGAGGAAGCUCAGGCCCAGAGAAGACAGGGAGCAUGUCUGAGGUCACACAGGUAGCGGGUGGCAGAGUUGGAAGCUGAACCCAGACAGCCUGGCGCCAGAUGGAUGCCCUUCCCUGUGGGCCUGUACUGCCUCUUCCUGCAAACCCUGUCACUUUACACGCAUACGAGGACGUCUGAAGACAGAUACCAGAAAUGCGGUUACUGGGUUAAAGGCAGUGCUGAGUUCCUUGGAGAAAAUUAUUUUGUGGACAAGAAUCGUGCUCCUUCACCUUGGGGUGCGUGCCAAGGGCAAACCGCCAUGAGAAACCACAGGAUGGAUGCGUUGCCACUUCCUGGAGCAAUCCAUUUGACUUGAGGAAUCAGAAGGGAAGACUCUGAUUCUUUUCCCGUAUAGGUCAUUACAGAGUAUUGAGUAGAGUUCCCUGUGCUAUACACCCCACCUUCUCAGCACUCUGCCCCUCUCCAAAUUGAAACCCUCAAGGGGGAGGAAAGGAUGCCUGCUGCACGCGGGAAAUCCAAGUCCAAGGCACCAGUCACAUUUGGGGAUUUGGCCAUCUACUUCUCCCAGGAGGAGUGGGAAUGGCUGAGCCCCAUUCAGAAGGAUCUGUAUGAAGAUGUCAUGUUGGAAAACUACCAGAACCUGGUUUCUCUCGGACUUUCCUUUCGGAGGCCAAAUGUGAUCACCUUAUUGGAAAAAGGGAAAGCACCCUGGAUGGUGGAGCCAGUGAAAAGACGCGGAGGCUUGGACUUAGGGUCUAAAUGUGAGACCAAGAAGUUAUCUCCAUAUCAGUGCAACAAAUCUGGGCAAAGCAUCUAUCAGAAACCAGUUUCUGCACCACAAAAAGUUCCCACAGGAAAGAGAGGCUGCAAGAAAAAUUCAGUCCUAAUAAAACCCAAGAAAGUGCAUUCAAAGAAGAAAUCUCUAAAAUGUAACUACUGUGGGAAAUUCUUUAGUCAAAGCUUAGCUCUUAAACUUCAUCAGAACUCUCAUACUGGAGAGAAGCCUUAUGAAUGCAGUAAUUGUAGAAAAGCUUUCAGACAGAUCUCAUCCCUUAUUCUUCAUCAAAAAAUUCACAAUGGAAGGAGAAGCUAUGAAUGUGAUAAAUGUGGGGAAAGCUUCAUUCAAAGAACAACCCUUAUUUUACAUGGGAAAAGUCAUGAUGAAAAGGAAAUCUUUGACUGUGGGAAGGCCUUGAGUCAAUGCCAAUCUCUCAGUAUACAUCAGAAAAUCCACCUUGUCCAAAAUGUCUACCAGUGCAGAAAAUGUGAGAAAGCCUUCAUUCGAAUGUCAUCUUUUUUACUUCAUAAGAAAAUUCACAAUGGAAAGAAAAUACAUAAAUGCAAUAAAUGUGGGAGAGGGUUCGGUAAGAAAUCAGUCCUUGUUAUACAUAAAAGAAUUCAUACUGGAGAGAAGACUCAUGAAAGUGAGAAGGCCUUAAGUCAGAGUUUACAGCAGAGAAGUCACCGUAUAGAGAAUCCUUAUAAAUGCAGACAAUGUGGGAAAUCCUUUAAUAGGAUUUCAUCCAUUAUGCUUCAUCAGAGAAUUCACGCUUCAAAGAAACCCUACAAAUGUGAUAAAUGUGAGAAGAUCUUCACGCGGCUUUCAACCCUUACUCUACAUCUAAGAAUUCAUAAUAGAGAGAAACUAUACAGAUGUAAUAAAUGUGAGAAGGUCUGCAACCGGCAUUCGUCCCUUAUUCAACAUCAGAAAGUUCAUACAAAGAAAAAGAAGCUGUUUGAAUGUAAGGAAUGUGGGAAGAUGUUUUCUGGAACUGCCAACCUUAAAAUACAUCAAAACAUUCAUUCUGAAGAGAAACCUUUCAAAUGCAAUAAAUGUAGUAAAGUUUUUGGCCGCCAAUCAUUUCUUAUUGAACAUCAGAGAAUCCAUACUGGAGAAAAACCCUAUCAGUGUGAGGAAUGCGGGAAAGCCUUCAGUCACCGAAUAUCUCUUACUCGACAUAAGAGAAUUCAUACUGAAGAUAGACCCUAUGAAUGUGAUCAGUGUGGGAAGGCCUUCAGUCAGAGUGCACACCUAGCCCAACAUGAAAGAAUUCACACUGGAGAGAAACCAUAUACAUGCAAAACGUGUGGGAAGGCCUUUAGCCAACGCACAUCCCUUAUUCUACAUGAAAGAAGUCAUACUGGAGAGAAACCCUAUGAAUGUAAUGAAUGUGGGAAGGCAUUUAGCAGUGGCUCAGAUCUUAUUCGGCAUCAGAGAAGUCAUUCUUCAGAGAAACCCUAUGAGUGUAGUAAAUGUGGGAAGGCAUAUAGUCGGAGCUCAUCCUUGAUUCGACAUCAGAAUACACAUUCUGAGGAAAAGGCUUAAGAUUGUUUUAAAUAUGUAAAAGCUAAGAGGGAGGCUAGCAGAGUAGCAGAGACAGAGGCAUGGGAAAAUGCAUUUGUCUGUAACAUAAAUUGUGUAAAAAUGGGACAGUUUAAUGAUGUGUCCCACUUUGAAAGCCAAAGAGCAAAAGUCAUUGGUGAUUUUGACCUGAGGAUUUGAAAUCAACUGAGGCAGUGACUUUAUCAUAGUUCUUUGUUUCAAAAUAGCAAGCUCAGAUGAUUGGAUCAGUCAUUUUUAAUGAAGAACAUUCUUCAUUUGAUAAAAAUAACUGGUACUUUAUUUCCAAUGUAAUUUUAAAGCUAUUUCAUUGGUUAGGUACAACAAAGUGAAUUGUAAAUCCAUUUUUCUGGAUGGAGCUGUGAGCCUGAUUUAAGGUCAUGUGAAGAAAGAGUUUGAGUUUGUCCCUUAGAACUAAAAGUAUCACACAGACGGGAUUUCCUCACAAACCAGGGUGCCAUUUUCAGCUGACAGAAACUUCUGGUUGAGAAUAAAGAAGAUUGAGUAAAGAUAGCACUCAUAAUUGUGUGGAGCAAUAGAGUCAUUACCAUACUGUGUCUAUGGAUAUGAAGACAUGUGAUCUUAAUGGUGUGAAAAAUCUAACAAGCCUGGGACAAGCUAAUGGGGGGGGGGGGGAAAA
Messenger RNA from Balaenoptera ricei (Rice's whale), 3106 nucleotides. RefSeq names its product zinc finger protein 667 (gene ZNF667). Gene Ontology annotation, molecular function: DNA-binding transcription factor activity, RNA polymerase II-specific; RNA polymerase II transcription regulatory region sequence-specific DNA binding. The transcript is spliced from 8 exons. Gene Ontology annotation, biological process: regulation of transcription by RNA polymerase II. Lineage: Eukaryota; Metazoa; Chordata; Mammalia; Artiodactyla; Balaenopteridae. Gene Ontology annotation, cellular component: nucleus. Bases 619 to 2451 code for a protein of 610 amino acids. The record is from RefSeq and is a predicted model, not a curated record.